Ananas comosus (pineapple) is the source of this 711-nucleotide messenger RNA. RefSeq lists its product as uncharacterized. Bases 1 to 711 code for a protein of 236 amino acids. The transcript has a single exon. Gene Ontology annotation, cellular component: nucleus; cytoplasm. Gene Ontology annotation, molecular function: 3'-5' exonuclease activity; nucleic acid binding. NCBI's taxonomy places the organism in Eukaryota, Viridiplantae, Streptophyta, Magnoliopsida, Poales, Bromeliaceae. The record is from RefSeq and is a predicted model, not a curated record.
AUGUCUGGAACGUCGCAGCCGAAGGAGGAGGAGAAAAUGUCGGCAACGUCGCAACCGAAGGAGAAGAAAAUGUCGGCAACGAGCGAACCGUUCCUGAUGGAUGACGACAGGACCUUGACCGAGGUGACAUUUGCCCGUGCCCACCGCAUCACCACGACCGUCACCCACUCCGACGUCGUUGUCGAAAGAUGGAUCGGCGAAACAGCCGGAGGCUGCAGCUACGGUGUUCGCUCCAACCCCAGCCACCGCCCCUUCGUCGGUCUGGAGGUCGUCUGCCAGCCGAACGGCAACAUCGUGCUCCUCCAGCUCUGCGUCAGCAACCGCUGCCUCAUCUACCAGCUGCUGCACCGCGACCACGACACCUGCCCGCUUUACGAGCUCUUUGUGUUCCUCAACAGCACCCGGUUCUGCUUCGUCGGGGCCGGCGUGGAGGUGGUGGCCUACGGGCUGCGGAGGGGACACGGCUUCUUUGUGAGGAAUAAGGUGGACCUCGGCGAGGCGGCGGCGAGGAGGCUGGGCCGGGAGGAUCUGCGGCGGGCGGGGCUGGAGCGGCUGGCAAGGGAGGUGAUGCGGGUGGAGAUGGACACGCCGGCGGAAGUGCGGAGAAGCGAGUGGUGGCGGCGAGACCUGAGCCAUGAGCAGAUCGCCUGCGCGUGCGCCCACGCCUUCGCCUCCUUCGAGCUCGGGAGGAUACUCGUAAAACAAAGUUAA